Fusarium coffeatum is the source of this 2004-nucleotide messenger RNA. RefSeq lists its product as uncharacterized. Gene Ontology annotation, molecular function: zinc ion binding; RNA polymerase II transcription regulatory region sequence-specific DNA binding; DNA-binding transcription factor activity, RNA polymerase II-specific. Gene Ontology annotation, cellular component: nucleus. Lineage: Eukaryota; Fungi; Ascomycota; Sordariomycetes; Hypocreales; Nectriaceae. Gene Ontology annotation, biological process: regulation of DNA-templated transcription; cellular response to starvation. Bases 1 to 2004 code for a protein of 667 amino acids. The transcript has 3 exons. The record is from RefSeq and is a predicted model, not a curated record.
AUGCCGCACGAGAUGGAGGAGAAUGGUGCUGAGGUCUCAGAUGUUAUGUCUGAGAACGAGGACGAGACGGAAACUUUUAUUAAAGACGACGACGAAAAGAUGGCAGACCAGGGCACUACCGAGGUCAAGAAGAAGUACGACCCUAAGGAUCCCCUACGCCCGAGAAGGAAGAAGGCUCGGAGAGCGUGCUUUGCUUGUCAGAGAGCUCACUUGACUUGUGGAGAUGAGAGACCAUGCCAGAGAUGCAUCAAGCGAGGUCUCGCCGAUGCAUGCCAAGAUGGUGUUCGAAAGAAGGCCAAAUACCUUCAUGAUGCUCCCCCAGAAGCUCUUCGACCUGUUCUUGGUCCCAACUACAACCCCAAUCCUAAUCCCAGUCCUGCGCCUCCAAGACCAAAUGCACAACGUCAAAAUUCGAAUGCGAGCCAGUCGGAUAACUUAUCCGCGACCGGGAGCAACUUCUUUUCACAGGCAAGCACAACGACUCUGCCAGUCUAUUCAACCGGGGCGCAAACUCCUGUGGGCCUAGAUAGCCUGCCUUUUAACCCUCAGGCGUCCCCAACAUCUUUCCAAGCUCCAAUUGCCAACGCGCAUGCCCCUAUGAACAACAUAUUGCCCACUGGAAACAUGGACUUCAACGCCCUGUUCGACCCUAGCAAUCCUGCCCUUUACAAUUUUGAUCUUGAAGGUCUCAAUUUUGGUAGUCAGUACGCAGGUUGGGAAUUCGGUAUCCUUAACAAGAUGGCUCUGGGAGCCGAGACACCUCCGCGGGAGAACUCAAUGUCACAAACCCCAACAACUGAGGCUACUUAUGCAGCUCUCUUCGGAAACACAAAUGGCAAUGGCAAUGGUUUUGAUCAUCCCAUGUUAGGUGCCGACUUUUCGAGUAUGGACCAGAACAACCAGCCUCUAUAUGCACAAGGAAACCUCCAGCACGGACUGCCACAUGCUUAUGCUAUUGCAGCUGGGCCUACAAGUCUUGCCAGCCCCAGUACAGAUGCCACCGCCAGUCCCCAUUCAGUUGCGGGUAUGGAUGGCUCACCUAACCACAAUUUUGCUGGGAUCCCUAAUGUUCCUGGCGCGCAGCGACACAGGCCGAAGACUACCAAAGCGCCCCCUAAGUCCUAUCUCGGCAAGCGACAACGAGAUUCUGCCGCUAUCUAUGAGAGUGUCAAGGAGCCCUAUCCUUACACGACUGGUUUCCACAAUAUGGUGGCUGUUUUACGGAACCGCCUGCCUGGUAACAAGCUAUUAAGAAUUGCGAAGGCACUUGGAGAGAUCCGACCAUCGUUCAUAUCAUGUACCAAAGACCUGACCCGACAGGAUCUCAUCUUCAUGGAAAAGUGCUUCCAGAGAACAUUGGUCGAGUACGAUGACUUUCUGCAACAUUGCUGCGCCCCAACGAUUGUGUGUCGAAGAUCAGGCGAGGUUGCUGCUGUCAAUAAAGAGUUCAUUGCGCUAACAGGGUGGACAAAAGAGGUGCUACUUGGAAAAGAGCCAAACCUCAAUAUCAACACCUACAGCGGCCGCUCAACUAAUGGGUCUAAUACGCCAGACAACAACGCGCAAGGAGACAUGCCCACGCCCCGUCCCCAAAAGGCCACUCUCGACAAUAGCAGUGGACGCCCCCAGCCUGUGUUCUUAGGCGAGCUUCUUGAUGACGACAGCGUCGUCGAAUUUUACCAAGACUUUGCGGAACUAGCUUUUGAAGAUAGCCGUGGUAAGGUGCAAAGAAGCUGCAGACUCAACAAGUACCGGUCAUCGCAAAACCUGGACAUGAAGCCAGAACAUGGUGUCCAGAAAGACGUACAGCCAGGCAUUCUUAGCAGCCGAGUUACGCGCAUCGACAGCGAGCACGGUAUCUCGAGGAUUGAGAGGGAUGGCAAGGUCGAAUGUACCUACUGCUGGACCAUCAAACGAGACGUAUUUGACAUUCCCAUGAUGAUCAUUAUGAACUUCCUACCACGAUAUCUACCAGACCAAGGGCCCCAGCAACUGGCAGUUUAG